CUCGCGAGAGACGUCGUGCUUGCUUGACGAGAUCUGAGGGGCGCAGGUGUAAGCGCUCUUCUUACCCAAGCCGCAGGAAACAGCAGACAGAUAAGGGUGACUGAGAGACUGCAGGCAUCGCCGUGUGAUCUUGCGACUGAAAGGAGUACGCAAAGCUUCACGCGAUUGCAUCACUGCUGGACAAACCAGGACCGAUAUAUAUAUAUUUUUUUCCUUCUCCUGAGCACUUUAUUUCUUUUGGGUAUCUGCAAAGAUGAUGUCAAUGAACAGCAAACAGCCACAUUUUGCCAUGCAUCCUACCUUACCUGAACACAAGUACACCUCCCUGCAUUCCAGUUCGGAAGCAAUAAGGAGAGCUUGUCUGCAAACUCCACAGUUGCAGAACAACAUCUUCGCCAGUCUGGAUGAAACUCUCCUGGCACGCGCCGAAGCCCUCGCGGCCGUGGAUAUCGCUGUGUCUCAGGGCAAGACCCUUCCUUUCAAGCCCGACAUAUCUUACCACACGAUGAACGGCGUGCCAUGCUCUUCCGGCUCCACAGUCCCGCUUGCCCAUCACCACCACAGUCACCAUCACCACCACCAGAAUCUAGAACCACCGGACCUAUUGGACCAUAUCAGCUCGUCCUCUCUGGCCCUGAUGGCCAGCGGACACGAUGGGACAGGAGGCGGUGGCGGAGGAGGCGCCGCAGGGUUGAUCUCUACCUCUGCUCACCCUCAUUCACAUAUGCACGGCUUGAGCCACAUGUCCCAUCAGACCAUGAAUAUGAAUUCACCUCUGACCCACCACGGACUUUUACCCGGACACCACGGAGUUCCGCAGAGUGCAACUGGACUUACUAGUAACGGACUUUCCGCAAUUAACGAUUCAGACACGGAUCCUAGAGAACUGGAGGCUUUUGCAGAGCGAUUCAAGCAAAGGAGAAUUAAACUCGGAGUGACUCAAGCGGACGUCGGUUCUGCGCUUGCGAAUCUAAAAAUCCCGGGUGUGGGCUGUCUAAGCCAAAGUACCAUUUGUCGAUUCGAAUCAUUAACUCUUUCACACAAUAACAUGAUAGCCCUAAAACCUAUCCUUCAGGCUUGGCUAGAAGAGGCCGAGGGGGCCCAGAGAGAAAAAAUGAGCAAACCUGAUAUUUUGAACGGGGGUGAAAAAAAACGGAAGAGGACAUCAAUAGCGGCCCAAGAAAAAAGAUCUUUGGAAGCUUACUUUACUGUUCAGCCUCGACCGUCGUCAGAGAAGAUAGCAGCUAUUGCAGAAAAACUGGACCUAAAAAAGAACGUGGUGCGAGUGUGGUUUUGCAACCAAAGACAAAAACAGAAGCGGUUAAAAUUUUCUGCUGCGCAUUAACUGACUGAAAAGUAGAUACCUUUGUCUUUCUUAAGUUUAUUUCUACUGCAUUUUGGGACCAAGGAACAUACAUAUGGAUAUCGUAUUCGGUCUUCCUGCCAUGGAAGGGUGCAAACACGGCGAUAGUUAUGAAAUUACCGGAUUUAUGAGGCUUCGUAUUUCUGACAGUUAUUCUUGCGUUAUUAGACAAUGCAUUAUGCAAAUAAACGGCAAUUCAGACCAGGCCUAUAGUUCUUUCUGAAAUGGUUAGAUUGAAAACUACAGUCUACGCCUGAUUCCGACAUUGCCUUUUGAAAGCCUUAAUCAGAAUUUAUUAAUUUUCUUAUUUUGGCAAUAGCCUAUCUUAACUUAAAAAUCGUUUUAGAUAAUAAAACAGCCAUCAAUUGGUUAUGUCAUUAUUUUAUAGGUCUGCUUUUGCUGUUUUUGUUCCCUUUAGACUCUUGUUAGACGAAUGCAUUUGACAAUUGCUGUGUUUGUGUAAUUUUAGAAACAUGUCACUGUCCUCUGUCUGGCUCGAAUUUAUGGCUUCAACACACACAUAGCCUUAAAUCGAUGUUCCAACGGUCUGCACGAUUUAAAAGAAAGAAA
This is a messenger RNA of Anguilla rostrata (American eel), 1933 nucleotides long. Its product is annotated as POU domain, class 4, transcription factor 1-like. The record is from RefSeq and is a predicted model, not a curated record. NCBI's taxonomy places the organism in Eukaryota, Metazoa, Chordata, Actinopteri, Anguilliformes, Anguillidae. Bases 254 to 1345 code for a protein of 363 amino acids. Gene Ontology annotation, molecular function: RNA polymerase II cis-regulatory region sequence-specific DNA binding; DNA-binding transcription factor activity, RNA polymerase II-specific. The transcript is spliced from 2 exons. Gene Ontology annotation, biological process: regulation of transcription by RNA polymerase II.